Messenger RNA from Labeo rohita (rohu), 2010 nucleotides. RefSeq names its product NK6 homeobox 1 (gene nkx6-1). The record is from RefSeq and is a predicted model, not a curated record. Gene Ontology annotation, cellular component: nucleus. The transcript is spliced from 3 exons. Bases 357 to 1322 code for a protein of 321 amino acids. Gene Ontology annotation, molecular function: DNA-binding transcription factor activity, RNA polymerase II-specific; RNA polymerase II cis-regulatory region sequence-specific DNA binding. Gene Ontology annotation, biological process: cell differentiation; regulation of transcription by RNA polymerase II. NCBI's taxonomy places the organism in Eukaryota, Metazoa, Chordata, Actinopteri, Cypriniformes, Cyprinidae.
ACAGCAGGUUGAUGAAAAUGUUUUAUUAUCUUCCAGAUCUUCAUGUGAACUACCCAGAAAGACUCUCUUUUUAUUUAUAGAUUUCACAAACACUCUCUUUGAAAGGACGGCGCUCUGUUGUAACAUGCCAUAUUUGCAAGAACUGAAUGAAGGGAAUGGAUUUUGCCACUGGAGAUGGGUAUGAAGCUUCGGUACAACUGAUUGGGAUUUUUUAGAGAAAACGUUAUUUUUUUUCUAAAGGCUUGAGUGGUUUUUCCCUCCUCAUUUGCUGUUCUACGUUUGUUUUUGCGUUUUGCUCGGGUCUCCGCCGUCUUGCUUUUUGCGCAAGUUGUAGUUAAAGUUGUAGUUUCUUGGUUAUGUUAGCGGUGGGGCAAAUGGACGGGUCUCGCCAGAGCGCUUUCCUACUCAAUACCCCACCUUUGGCUGCUUUACACAGUAUGACCGAAAUGAAGACACCACUUUACCCAGCCUACCCGUUAUCUUCCACUGGACCAGCAUCCUCCACUUCACCGACAGCUACCUCUCCGAAUCCAGGUGGUAUCCCGGUCUCGUCCCCGGGGAUCAAAACAUCCACUGGACUUUCGACUCUCGUAUCACAUCAGCAGUGCUCGGUCGCCACACCUCACGGAAUAAACGACAUCCUCAGUCGACCCUCGGUGGUCGCCGGAGCAGCAGCGGCGGCGGCGGCAUCUUCCCCCGCUGGAAUCUUGUCUGGACUGCCCCGUUUCAGCAGCCUGAGUCCUCCGCCUCCUCCAGGGCUGUAUUUCAGCCCCAGUGCCGCGGCCGUGGCGGUGGCUCGCUAUCCGAAACCUCUGACAGACCUUCCAGGCAGAACCCCGAUAUUUUGGCCUGGAGUUAUGCAAAGCCCUCACUGGAGAGACGCCAGAUUUGCGUGUUCACCACAUCAAAACUCAGUGCUGCUGGACAAAGAUGGGAAAAGGAAACACACGCGACCGACGUUUUCCGGGCAGCAAAUUUUUGCUCUGGAAAAAACAUUCGAGCAAACGAAAUAUUUAGCUGGACCUGAGAGAGCACGGUUGGCCUACUCUUUAGGAAUGACAGAGAGCCAAGUCAAGGUUUGGUUUCAAAACCGAAGAACAAAAUGGAGAAAACGGCAUGCGGCUGAAAUGGCCUCGGCGAAGAAAAAGCAAGAUUCAGAGACCGAAAGGCUGAAAGGGGCUUCGGAAAACGAAGACGACGACGACGACUACAACAAACCUUUAGACCCAAACUCGGACGAUGAAAAAAUAACCCAGUUACUGAAAAAACACAAACCGAACUCAGCUCUUAUCAUUCACACGUCGGAAAACGAGAGCUCGUAAAAUGGAAACGGGAAAUGGGUUGUCAAAUUCUUCAAGAAGUGUCAAAAAUAAUAAUGUAGGCUACUGUUUUUCACCAAGUUUGAGCUCUGGUUUGAGAGGAAGGAUGCAAAUCAGAGGAAUAUGCACUAUUGGUGGAGCUGAACGUGCGUCAGUGUCUGCAAUAGACACGUUUCGACAAAAAGACAACGGUACUUUUUUUGUAAAUUAAAAACGGCGUGAGUUGUAUCGCAUAGGAAUUAUAUUACUGUGAAUAUUUAUGUGUAAAAUAUUUUGAAUAGUAAACAUGGCAGAAUUCGUUUAUUUCGCUUCAGUUUAAUUUUUGGUUUAGGCUUUGUGAUUUGCAUUUUCAUAUCAUUAAUUUGUAGGUGCUGUUCACCCUGAGUUAUGAUUAUUUUUUUUUCUAUGGGUGUAAACUGCCUCAGCCCUUUGAUUUUUAAAAAAUAAUCAAAUAUAGAGUAAUUUUCAGAAUUUACCACUAAUGGUAAAAGACAUCUGAGCGACAGCCUAAAAUUGAGGCUCAGUCAAAAGAUUGAUCUGGCCAUAACACGUGUAAAUAAACAAACACCUAACCAUAUAUUUGUAAUAUAAUGCAUAGUGUUCGUCUCCCAAUGUUAGGAUGUUUCUUUAAUUUUUUUUUCAUGAUUAAUUUAUGAUAUUUUAAGUUUGUAACAGUGUUGGAAUCCUGCAA